Molecule: messenger RNA, 1738 nt
Organism: Oncorhynchus mykiss (rainbow trout)
Lineage: Eukaryota; Metazoa; Chordata; Actinopteri; Salmoniformes; Salmonidae
Source: RefSeq, a predicted model, not a curated record
GGAGUUAAACACAGUGACUUCUCUCAGCAGUAGCAUAAUAUGGGUGACACCAGAUAUUGAAGGCAAACCCCUCAAAAUGGAACUGGACACAGGAUCUGCAUUGUCUAUAAUUUCCACUACUGUCUACAUUGAGCACUUCAAGGCUACCAAGCUGAAGAACACAAAUGUGUUGCUGAAGACCUACUCAGGAGAGAGAUUGAGCCCAAUGCGGGCGUUGCAGGUCGGAGUGCGGUAUGGGGGGCAAACACAGCAGUUACAGCUGUAUGUGGUGCCUGGAACUGGCCCCCCAUUAUUUGGCAGGGAAUGGCUUUCAAAAAUAAAGCUGAACUGGUGUAACUUGAAAAUGCUCCACACGUUCCAGUCCAAAGAGAAAAGCACAUACCAAACACUGGAACACUUGCGGAAGAAAUACAACACAGUUUUCAGUGAUCAGAUGGGAACAGUAAAAGGCUUCACAGCAAAACUUGUACUGAGAGAUGACGCAACCCCGAAAUUCUGCAAAGCCAUAUCUGUUCCAUACUCCCUGAGACCAAAGGUGGAAGCGGAAAUCGAUCGCUUGCAGGAUACAGGGAUCCUGACGAAAGUGGACAGAAGCGAAUGGGCCACACCCAUAGUUCCUAUUGUGAAGAAAGACGGGUCUGUUAGAAUGUGUGGGGACUUCAACGUAACUGUGAAUUCAAUGUUGUAUGUGGACCAGUACUCCCUGCCACGUCUGGAUGACAUCUUUGCUGCACUAGCUGGUGGGAAACACUUCAGUAAAAUCGAUCUGAAACAGGCUUACCUGCAGCUACCGGUUGAAGAGAGCUCCAAACAGUACCUGACAAUAAACACACACAAAGGUCUAUACAGGUAUAACCGCCUGGUUUUUGGUAUUGCAUCGGCCCCAGCCAUUUGGCAACAAACUAUUGACCAGAUUUUACAAGGAAUCCAAGGAACCCAGUGUAUCCUGGAUGACCUGAUCAUAACAGGACACAUCGACAAAGAACACCUGGCUAACCUGGAAGAGGUCCUGAAAAGACUGAACGAGUGUGGUCUACAGGCAAACUUACAGAAGUGUGAGUUCUUCAAAGACAAGAUUGUCUUCUGUGGACAUGAAAUCGACCGCAAUGGAUUGCACAAAACACAGGACAAAAUCGAGGCAGUGUUUAUGCCCAUUCCAAAUGGCCAGAGGUGUUUUGCGUUCCUCCACCUCAGCUCAGACGAUAGAGUGUCUCAGAACAACGUUUGCGCGCUUCGGAUUGCCGCUGCAACUGAAAGAUGGAGGCUGUCGGGUCUGGAGACCAAGGCUAUGUACAUUGAGGACUCCCUGGCUGCAGGGGGUAUCCGUCCUUCUGCCUCCUCUGCCGGCUCAGGGUUCUUCUCUGUGAAGAAGGACAAAACCCUGCACCAGUGGAACAACUACUGGGGCCUGAAUGAAAUCAUAGUUAAAAAAUGUUACACGCUUCCACUCCUCACCCUUGCAUUUGAGCCUCUCCAGGAGGCUACCAUCUUCUCCAAAUUGGACCUCCGGAAAACCUACCAUCUAUUACAGAUAUGGGAUGGGGAGACCAACUGUAACAUGUCUAGUGGGAAAGACAAAUACCUGGUGAUGCCAUUCGAACUGACCAACGCUCCUGCUGUGUUCCAGGACGUGGUUAACGACAUUCUCUUUGACAUGUUGAACCAGUUUGUGAUCAUCUACCUUGAUGACAUCCUUGUUUUCUCCCGCUUGGCUCAAGAACAUGUCCUCUAUGUCUGA